AUGUUGAAGCAAUUGAAUUUCCUAUUGGGAUUGUUAUUGGUUACUUUCACUCAAGUAACAUUAGCAGCUAAACAAAAUGUUCUUGUCUUGUAUGAUCCAGUAUUAAACAAACUUAAUGAUUCUACAACAUAUUCAUCAGAAGUUAAUAAAUUUUUAACUCAUUUAAAUGAGAAAUAUGAUGUUUCAUUAUCAAAUUAUGAUGAACCUGCAUCUAUCAUUGUUGAAGGCGGUUUAAAAGCAUAUGAUCAUUUACUCUUGUUUCCAAGUUCUAAAAAAGCCAUUAAAAAUAAGGGAAAUUUAACCCAAUUUGAAUUAAUGAAAUUCAUAAAUGCAAAUGGUAAUAUUGUAGCAAUUGGUGGAAUUCAAAGUGUUUUACCAGAAGGUAUUAGAAAUUUCUUAAAUGAAUUAGGAAUUUUCCCAUCUCCUAAGAAUUAUGAAUAUAUUGAUCAUUUUAAUUCUAAAAAUGGUGAAGUUCAAUUAAAUCAAGACUUAAAUGUUGUCCCAGGAAAUAGGAUUAUUAAAGAUUUGAAAGUUAAGGAUUAUAAUGGUAAUGCUGCCUUAAUUUCAAAUAAUGAAUAUCUUUUCCCAAUUUUAAGAUCUUCAGCUACUGGAUAUACUUAUAAGGCAAAUGUUCCAGUUGAUGAAGGUAAGACUUGGACUUUUGGAGAACAAGGGUUCUUAGCUGUUGGAUUACAAGCUUUAAAUAAUGCUAGAUUAGUUUGGCUUGGUUCUGAGGAAUUAUUAGCCGAAGAAGAUUUAUAUAAAUGGACAUUCCAACAACAAGGUGUAUUAAAAUUACAAUUUGUUCAACAUCAUAAAGCUGAUUCUCCUCAAGAUGUUAAUUCUACAUUAUAUAGAAUUAAAGAUCAAGUUAUUUAUACAAUUGGUGUUUCCGAGUAUCAUGAUGGGAGAUGGUAUCCAUUUGAAGUCAAGAAUGAUGAAGAUCAAUUACAAUUAUCUUUCAAGAUGUUAGAUCCAUAUCAAAGACUUAAUUUAUUACCAUUGGGCCCAGUUUCAUCUCAAGAUGAUGAAAUUUUGGAUGCAUAUGCCUAUUAUGUCAAUUUCACCCUUCCUGAUCAUCAUGGUAUGUUUACUUUUGAAUUAGAUUAUAAGAGAGUAGGAUUAAGUUAUUUGGAAGAUAAGAGAGUGGUUACUGUUAGACAUUUAGCAAAUGAUGAAUUCAAGAGAUCUUGGAAUAUCACUAAUGCUUGGUAUUAUAUGGCUGCUACCAUAUUAGUGAUUCUUGCUUGGUUCUAUUUUGUUGUUGCUUAUAUCUUUAUUGGAAAGACUGAUCUUGUAAAAAAGAACGUUUAG
Messenger RNA from Hemisphaericaspora subhashii, 1314 nucleotides. It is a transcript of the gene WBP1, whose product is annotated as dolichyl-diphosphooligosaccharide-protein glycotransferase. Bases 1 to 1314 code for a protein of 437 amino acids. Gene Ontology annotation, cellular component: oligosaccharyltransferase complex; endoplasmic reticulum membrane. NCBI's taxonomy places the organism in Eukaryota, Fungi, Ascomycota, Pichiomycetes, Serinales, Debaryomycetaceae. The transcript has a single exon. The record is from RefSeq and is a predicted model, not a curated record.